CACUUCGUGAUAGGGUAAAAUUUUAAAAGCUGGGACAAAGGCAGUGGAAACCGACUUGAAUCUGUUUACAGUUUUCUUAAUUGUCAGGAUGAGUCCUGUCCUUUUGCUAUCUUUGUUACUUUCAGUUAUUCCACAGGCUGAGUUAGUCCCAGAGAAACCAAAGAGAUCUGCUCUGAACCAACUCACCAGGUUACUGCUUCGCAAAUAUAACUGUGGAGUCCGGCCUGUCCAGAACUGGACCAAACCAACUACCAUUUACAUUGACCUUAUAAUCAAAUCUGUCCUAGAUGUGGAUGGACAGACUCAGAAAGUGACCACCAGCAUUUGGUAUCGCCAAAUAUGGAACGAUGAGUUUCUUGUUUGGGAUCCUGAAGAGUUUGAUGGAAUCACUGAAAUAUCACUGUCCUCGGAUGCCAUCUGGGUGCCUGAUGUCAUCAUAAGUGAAUUCGUCGAUGUUGGCAAAUCCCCAGUCAUCCCAUAUGUUUAUGUCAACUGUUCAGGAACAGUAAAAAACUACAAACCCAUCCAGGUGGUCUCAGCCUGUCACCUGGAGAUGUAUGCCUUUCCCUUUGACAAGCAGAACUGCACUCUGACCUUUCGCAGCUGGCUCCACUCAGUGAAUGAAGUGGAUUUAGCUCUGUGGAGGCCUGUUGAGGAAAUCGCCAAUGAUACGAGAGAGUUCAUGAAUGAUGGUGAAUGGGAGCUGCUGUCUGUCCCUUCUCACUACUGGACACUGAAUCUAGAGGACAGAGACUACGCACAGAUUCAGUUUAAUGUGCUGAUCCGCAGGCGCCCCCUGCUGUACGUGGUAAGUCUGCUCAUCCCGAGCAUCUUCUUCAUGGUGGUGGAUGUCACCAGCUUCUAUCUGCCUCCGAACAGUGGCACUCGCAUCACUUUCAAGACCAGCAUUCUCUUGGGCUUCACUGUAAUCAGAGUCAAUCUGAUGGAUGAAAUCCCUGCUACCGCUAUUAAAACACCCCUCAUUGGGGUCUUCUUCGCUGUCUGCAUGGCACUGCUGGUGCUGAGUUUGGCAAUGUCCAUUUUCGUAGUGAAGCUUUUGCAUUACAGUGAGAAGGAAGUCAAGGAGAUGUCCAUGUCCGCUUGCUUACUAGACAAAUACGGCUCAAUGGAUCAGAGCUUUAUUGAGAGCGCUUUCACAUCGAUGAAGACACUGGAUGAUAUGGAGCAGUCCGAAGGCUUCGAGUUUGAUCUCUCUCCAGAGCCAGACCUGUUCUCUCUGACAGAAGUCUCAAACAAUGACUCUCCACUGGAGAAGAUCCUGCAGGAGGUGGUGUCUCUCAGACUGUAUCUUCAGGAGGAGGACAAUGAGGGCAGUUCACAGUCUUACUGGGUGGAACUGUGCCUGAAAGUGGACAAGCUCCUCUUCUGUGUGUACCUGCUAAUUAUGCUCAUCUAUGUCAUGACUCUACUGCUGCUCUGGGGUGUCUGGAGCUCUGCCUGA
This is a messenger RNA of Sinocyclocheilus rhinocerous, 1462 nucleotides long. It is a transcript of the gene htr3b, whose product is annotated as 5-hydroxytryptamine (serotonin) receptor 3B. Bases 89 to 1462 code for a protein of 457 amino acids. Gene Ontology annotation, molecular function: extracellular ligand-gated monoatomic ion channel activity; transmembrane signaling receptor activity. The record is from RefSeq and is a predicted model, not a curated record. Gene Ontology annotation, biological process: monoatomic ion transmembrane transport. Lineage: Eukaryota; Metazoa; Chordata; Actinopteri; Cypriniformes; Cyprinidae. The transcript is spliced from 9 exons. Gene Ontology annotation, cellular component: postsynaptic membrane.